Falco peregrinus (peregrine falcon) is the source of this 1011-nucleotide messenger RNA. RefSeq names its product T-cell surface glycoprotein CD3 epsilon chain. The record is from RefSeq and is a predicted model, not a curated record. Gene Ontology annotation, biological process: cell surface receptor signaling pathway; positive thymic T cell selection. The transcript has 8 exons. Gene Ontology annotation, molecular function: transmembrane signaling receptor activity. Bases 92 to 763 code for a protein of 223 amino acids. Lineage: Eukaryota; Metazoa; Chordata; Aves; Falconiformes; Falconidae. Gene Ontology annotation, cellular component: alpha-beta T cell receptor complex; external side of plasma membrane; membrane.
UCCUGAGGCUUGAGCCGGGCUGGUGUGAGCAGCCGCCCCUUGCUGUCCGUGACGUCCUGCCUAGACGUUUUGAGCCUCCACACUUCCUGACAUGGGCUUAUUUUAUCAUAGGUGUUCCGUGUCUUUCUUGGCUGCUUGCAGGUUUCACUGGAAACACCACCCUCAGCGAUGCCAAUCUGACGUGGUAGAGAAAAGCAAGAGCAGGAGGAGCACAAGGAUGGGGCUGGAGCGGUCCUUGCCCCUCGUGGGGCUCCUGCUGUGUGUGGCUGGCACUGCAGCUCAGCAGGAUGAUAUUGAAGCACAGGGGGAAUUCCUGGUGGAGAUUUCUGGAACCACGGUGACUAUCACAUGUCCCUUGACUGAAGUCAGAAUGUCCUGGGAGUUAUUCGGGACACCAGCACCCAGCCACGAGAGAAAGUAUGUUAUAGAGAAUCACGACAGCUCUCCCGGCUACGUGAGCUGUUCGGCAGGUGAAAAGAAGUAUGAAAUGUACCUGAAUGUCAGAGUAUGCGCAAACUGUGAGGAGCUGGAUGCCUUGGCAGUGACAGGGAUCAUCACUGCGGAUCUUCUCAUCACCUUCGGGGUUCUGAUUCUCGUCUAUUACUUCAGCAAAAACAGGAAGGGGAGAGCGAGUGCUGGCGCUGGCAGUCGGCCACGAGGUCAGAAGACGCAGCGUCCUCCCCCUGUUCCAAACCCGGACUAUGAGCCCAUCCGGAAAGGCCAGCGAGAAGUGUAUGCAGGCCUGGAAUCCAGGGGCUUCUGAAAUUCCCAUGGAUUUCAGGUUGGAAAACAGCAGCACUUCUGCCCAGCUGGGUACUGCUCCUCUGCAGGCUUGCUGAGACCCCGUGGGUCUGGGGUAAGCCAGGCAGCUACACGGGACAGGCACCCUGCUGCCAUCCGCUGUCCCACCCUGAUGUGCGCCUUCAGCCUUCGGUUUGAUAUUAGAGAAAAGAAACGAACAAGCACAUUGGCAAGAGAAGUUUUCCUUCUCAUUAAAGGACUGCAGCCUCA